GGAUUUCUUGCCAAGUGAGUGCAAAAGAAAAAGUCCCAAACCCCACCACAUACAACACUUUUGCAGUGUAUUGAGAUGCAAAGUUACGGUGGAGCACCAGCGUCAGCUGCUCCCCAACAACUACCUAAUAAAGAACAACAUCCCCAAAGAAAUCUCUAUGACGCAACGCUGCGUAAUAGCAGCGAUGGCCAGCAGCACGCAGGUGGAGUGAUUCAGGGUAGCGGCAACAGCAGCGGUGAAAAUUCGCGUUGCGAAAGUGAUGAUGAAUAUAAUAGAAACCAACCAAGGUCAGCGGCGACAGCGCCAUUGACCGCCGCUACAGCUGGUGGUGCUGUUGGUAUAGAGGCGGCCAAUGAGGGGCCAAACGUUUUUGCGCCUCAUAGAGCACAUAACACUGGUGGCGUUGAAGCCAGUGAAUUGCCCUCCAGUUCCAAUAACAUGGAAGGUUCUUCGCCUAUGGCCUCUUACAACGAGGAAAGGAUGCGUCGUAAAUUGCAAUUUUUCUUUAUGAAUCCGAUUGAAAAGUGGCAAGCGCGCCGUAAAUUUCCAUACAAAUUUGUUGUGCAGGUGGUGAAGAUCAUAUUGGUGACAGUGCAGCUGUGCCUCUUCGCGCAUUCACGCUACAAUCACAUCAACUACACCUGGGAUAAUCGCAUCGCCUUUUCGCAUCUAUUUUUGCGCGGCUGGGACUCUUCUCGUGAGGUGGAAUCCUACCCGCCUUCUGUAGGCCCCUUUGCGCUCUACGAAAAAUCCGAUUUCUAUAACACCAUCGACUAUGCGGUGCGCGGUUAUGCCAACAUGAGUCGUUCCAUCGGCCCCUAUGAUUACCCGACCGACAACAACGAGAUGGCCCCUCUGCAUCUCUGCCUCUACAACUAUCGCGAAGGCACGAUUUUCGGUUUCAAUGAGUCGUACAUUUUCAAUCCGGACAUCACUGAGUUCUGUCUGUAUUUGCCGCCAAAUGUGACCAAGAUGGGUGUGCAGGCGUAUCUCAAGCAAAGCGGCGUCGAGUUGAGUUUCUCUUCGCUGGUCAAGGCGACGCUGGUGUUCGCCAUAAAGACGAUCAAUUUUAAGGCUUACGGCGGGCCGUUGUCCGCGCCCGAUUGCUUCAAGUUCGAUGUGAGUAUAAUCUUCGACAAUCGCGAUCACGACGGACAAAUGCUGCUUUCGCUCGAUGCGGAUGCGCAGCGUUUGCGCUGCAAAGGCGAUGUUGAGUUCAUUUCGAAUGCAGAAUUUGAUGCGGCUUUGCGCAGCAUGUUGAACAUCCUGGUGCUGAUGGUGUGUUUACUGUCCUUUGCGCUGUGCUCCCGCGCGCUGUAUCGCGCCUACUUGCUGCGCUGCCAGACGGUGAACUUCUUCCGCAUGCACUUCAACAAGGAGCUGAGCUUCGACGGUCACAUGGAGUUUGUGAAUUUUUGGUACGUAAUGAUCAUCAUCAACGAUUUGCUGCUCAUCAUUGGCUCGUCACUGAAGGAGCAAAUCGAACGCAAAUUUCUAGUCGUCGAUCAAUGGGACACCUGCUCACUCUUCCUAGGCAUCGGUAAUUUGCUAGUGUGGUUCGGCGUGCUGCGCUAUCUGGGCUUCUUCAAGACCUACAACGUCGUCAUACUCACACUGAAGAAAGCCGCGCCGAAAAUCCUACGCUUCCUACUCGCAGCGCUACUCAUCUAUGCCGGUUUUACAUUCUGCGGCUGGCUCAUACUCGGCCCCUACCAUAUGAAGUUCCGCUCGCUCGCUACCACCUCGGAGUGUCUUUUCGCGUUAAUUAAUGGUGAUGACAUGUUUGCCACCUUCGCGACACUCUCAUCAAAGGCCGACUGGCUGUGGUGGUUCUGCCAAAUCUACUUGUACUCCUUCAUUUCGCUGUACAUUUAUGUCGUGCUAUCGCUCUUCAUCUCAGUCAUUAUGGAUGCAUAUGACACGAUCAAGUGCUACUAUCGUGACGGCUUCCCCAUUUCGGAUCUGAAAGCAUUCGUGGGCACGCGCAACGAGGAGGAUCUCACAUCAGGUGUGUUCAUGAACAACAUGGAUGACUUUGAUGGGAACGGUUUGCUGGAUGUGCUACGCCAAGUCUGUUGUUGUGGGCGUUGUCGGGGGGACAGUGGCGGUACAAGUGGCAGCAACGGACCCUCUGGGUACACCAGUCUAACGAGUAUUAUCAAGUGAUUGAAUGUUGUUGAGAAUAUUGAUGAUGUACAUUCAAUUGGAACUGUACUGAUGAAUGAGACGACGACGACGACGACGACGACCACGAACGAACGGAGUACGAAUUGACGCUUGGAAUGUGUUGUGACACCGCCGCUGCUGAUUUGCUGAAAUGCUAUGUUUGCAAGCGUUGUUCAUGGCAUGCAUUAGCUGAUUCAUGUAUUAUUAUUUCUUUUUACUUUACUCUUAGUCAUAUAAUAUGUAGUUUGCUUUUUUGUUGAUUUUGUUUAGUUGAAAGUUAAAUAUUUGCUUGCUGGCAAAAUAUGAAUGCUACGUACUGCAUUUCAAAGUUUGCCUUCAUACAUACAUACAUACGUAUGUAUAUCUAUAAAUCCGAAUGAGGAACAAGCAUGCUUGAAUAUAUAAAUAUGUGACGUCAGAAUAGAUCGAGUAAUAGGUUGUAGCUUCAUAUGAAACCGGGAAAUGCAUUUUUGCGCUUGUGAAGAAGAGCUUGCUGGAAAAAUGCCAGCAAAUUGAAAAUGAAGAGGGGCGCUACCGCUUUGUAAAUUAGAUUUUGUUGUGUAAAAAUCAGGGACCAAAAAUCAGUUUUACAAGCGUAUUUUGUGUCAUAGAUUAUUAAACCGGUAACAACAUUUUGUAAGUAAUGUAUCUGUGGGUAAUUUCGUAACUUUGAAACCACAUUAGGAUAAAAAAAGACAUGCUGAAGAUUGGCUGACUUCCAAAACGUCAAUUGCAUUGCCUAGUGUACAAAGUGUAAAGUUCCGUAACGCCGGACUACAAAUGGUUGACAAUGUAUACUUUUCCAAAACGUAUCCGAAAAGUUAUCAAAACGUAUCGCUAGAGCAAUCAUCGCAUCACAAACAAAGUUGAUGCUUCGUUUGUUCUUGGUUGCGAUCGGGUUUGUGAAAAUGGAAAAUUCCGAAAGGGCGUUCAGUGUUAUAUUAGGGGCAUUCUCCGAAUCUUGCAAAGCCGUUGCACGUAGCACGGAUUGCAUAACUUGCAAACAUACAACAACAAAAUACAUG
Messenger RNA from Rhagoletis zephyria (snowberry fruit fly), 3191 nucleotides. Its product is annotated as mucolipin-3-like. Gene Ontology annotation, cellular component: lysosomal membrane; plasma membrane. Gene Ontology annotation, molecular function: NAADP-sensitive calcium-release channel activity. NCBI's taxonomy places the organism in Eukaryota, Metazoa, Arthropoda, Insecta, Diptera, Tephritidae. The record is from RefSeq and is a predicted model, not a curated record.